AAAAUUUUCAAACUAUGAUUUAUAAUUGGUUUUUUGACUAAAUUUAAAUUACUUUACUUCGAGAACGUAAUAAUUUCGGUAUUAUUUUAUUCUUAAAUUAUGCUUAAUUAAAUAAAAAAAAAAUGGAUAUUUCUCUAAAAUUUGAACAAUUACCUUUUAAAUCUGAACACUUGUUAACUAAUUCAAAAUAUACACAUGUCCAUGAUAAUGAUGAAUCAUAUUUUAUCUCGUGGAAUGACUGUGACACGUUAAUUUACCCUUUAAACAUAGAAACUAAUAUGUCAAUAUUUGAACUUUCAGAGUUUGUGGUAUUAUCAUUGUGCUGUUCUAUUGCUGCAGUUGUAACUUAUAAAACAAAGGCUUAUUGCAUAGAUCAAAAUGGAACUGUCUUUAGUCUAAAAAAAAUUCACAGUGAUUCACCAGAUUUAUUUGAUUAUUCUGUAAAUUUUCAAGCUUCUCAAGAUCUAUCACCAAUAUCUUUUAAAUGGGUUAAUAUUUUUGCACAAUCGUGUGAUUGUAAAGUUCUGUCUUCAUCUAGUUAUUCUGAUGGAAUUGCUUUAAUUAUGGAAUUUGAUGGCUGGAUAGUAUUACAAUUAUUAAAAAUAAACAUUGAUAAUGAAAAUGUAUCCACAAUUUGUAAUGCAACUAUAAAACAGAUUUUACCAUUAAUCAAAGCUAAUUUAUAUGAAAUCAAUUAUUUUGGAUCAUUUAUUUGGAAAGAUUAUUUUAGUAGAGAAAAUUUACAAGCAUUUUUAAAAUCAAAUAAAUUAAGUUUUAAAGAUAUUUUCUUCUUGGCCUUAAAUAAUUACAAGGUAUAUCUUUUUACUUCAGACACUAAAGAUAAAAAAAUUUUGGAUUUUUUCAAUUUUCCACAAAAAAUAAUUCAUAUACAGUUUAUUGGCUCAGAAUCAAAGAAACUUUUAUGCGUAUCGGAAAAUGGGAUUCUAAUAUUAAUAAAUUGCAAUAGAGAUUUGACUCCUUCAUAUAUAUAUCUUUCUAUUGAUCGAGUAGAAUGUCUUUUAUUUGUUUAUAACAAUAUUCUUUUAAGUGAUGGUUUUAAUCUUCUUCUAUUGACACUAAAUGAAGAAUUUUCAGGCUUUACAAGAAAAGUAAUAACUUCUUUAAAAGGAGUUUUAUCACUGAAUAAAUUAAAAAAUUGUGUAAUUGCCACUACUCGGCUUAAUCAAAUUUACAAAUUGUCACCAAUUAAUCAAAAAAUAACUGAAAACAAAGAACAAAAAUAUGAUUUAAAACUUGAUGAUAUAUUAACAGACAUAAAAAAAGUUUGUGAAAAUUGUGAAAUAUUAGAAUCUCAAAAUAACAAAAUAAAUUUGUACAUAAAUGCAAUUUCGUUAGUAGCUAGAAAAAAGUUAAUUGUAAAAGAAAUAUCGGUUAAUCUUUUGAUUUACUCAGGUCAUAAAGCUGUAAAAUUAGGUGGUUGUGAAAAUGAUUAUGUUUUUAUGAUUAAAAUAUCAACUAUUUCUAAAUGGUUAUUUAUUUCAUCAGCAGUUUGGAAAAUGUUUGUACGCGUUACAGAUAAUAAAAACUAUUCUUCUUACAAUAGAAUUUACAAAAUUGAAACUAAUUUUUUCAAUUGUAAUCAAGCGCUAGUUUUUAAACAUUUUUUACCUAGGGAAGUAGCUGAAAAUUGUGUAAAUGGCACAGUUAUUUGCGAAUUUGUUUGUGAAUUACCUAAGAUUCUUGGAUUUGAUUGUCACUGUUUAUUUAUAAAAUUAAAUCCAAUUCAAUUAAAUGCUUUAUAUUUUGUUAAAGUUGAAAGACCAUGUAGAAUACCAUUUAUCAAUCCUAUUUUAGAUCAUUUUAAAUAUACGUUUAAAUAUCCACAGCAAAUAUCUUUACCAGAUUGUUUAAAAAUAAUUAUGAAUAAAAAUAGGCAUAGAAUGACUAAAUCAUUUUAUAAUAAUAUAACUGAACAACUUAUUAAAUCAUUUAGUUUCAAUUUGUUUGAUAAAAUAGUUUCAAUUGUUUUGGAUGAUAAAACAAGUUCAACCAUUUUUUUGGAAAGUCAUGAUUAUUAUACUCUAGUAUCAGUUCGUAAUGGACUGCUAAUUGAAUUAUGUGAUCAGCAAUCAGUUAUUAUUAACUAUACAGUUUUAGCCAACAUUCAGAAAAAUAUUUGUCUACUGGAAGAAUUGCCAUUAAAAGAUCAAAAUAAUUCCAGUGUUAUCAACAAUAUUAUAUCCAAUGUUCAAAAGCAAAUAAGUUCCAAUUUACCCAUAUAAUUAAUUUAUUUAAUUGUAUAAUAAUAAUUUAAUUUGUGUAUGAUAUAUAACAAUUGUACUGAACUUUUUGUAUUUAUUGUAUAAAGUAAUAUUACGAUCUGUUAAAAAUAAUAAGAAUGAUUAUAAACAUACAAAUGACAUAAAGAACUCGAAAAUAAUCCAGUAACAGAACUUCAGAAUUUUACUCUGCAACUAAAGAUCUAAAGUAGGUCUCUAGACUCGUUUCUUUAUAAUCUAUGAGAAAUAUUUUGAGGAAAUGAGUGGAAAGACAUGAAGUUAAUGUGAGAAAUUUAAAAAAGGAACAGUUUUUUGUGAAAUUAUUGUAGUGAUCUUUGACAAUUAGUGUUGGAUACACAUCGGUCGAAUAUGCUGUCAAGAAAUUGUUUUGUGAUUAUUCAUGUUAUCGUUGUGUUACAUUGAGUUGUUGUCGGUUUUCUCUCUAUGUCAGUAUUGUCGUCGCCUUCUUAACGCUUCUUCUGCUAUAAGCUCUAUGGCAUUAUGCGAGCCAGUAGUUUUGUUUUUUUUUUUACUGUAAAAGAAAAUAUCACCUUUGCGAUUGUCGUACCCUGUGCGCUCAGUUUAUCGCCGUUGGGUCUAUAUAUUUUCUGAGAUACAUCACAAUACCGUUGACAGCAUACUAUAUACAUUGGUCAGCUACUUGCAUUCGACUUCAAUUGAUCCUUUUAAUAUUCAACAUUAUCAUCAACCGUUUCAUUUAGCAGAUAAGUAUAAUGCUUGUUCAUUUAUCUUUCUAAGACUCAAUUGUAUAAUUUAUUAUUUGUUUAUAUUAUAGCCUUAGUGGCAUUAGUAUUAAGUGUACCCCCAUUCACAUUGGUGUUUUUUAAGAUUUUAUAUUUCUCGUAUAAUACAUUUAAUUGUUAUAAUUA
Molecule: messenger RNA, 3130 nt
Organism: Daktulosphaira vitifoliae (grape phylloxera)
Lineage: Eukaryota; Metazoa; Arthropoda; Insecta; Hemiptera; Phylloxeridae
Exons: 11
Coding region: 123-2243 (706 amino acids)
Source: RefSeq, a predicted model, not a curated record